This is a messenger RNA of Dibothriocephalus latus, 366 nucleotides long. Lineage: Eukaryota; Metazoa; Platyhelminthes; Cestoda; Diphyllobothriidea; Diphyllobothriidae. The record is from the annotation of a GenBank genome assembly.
AUGAGACUUAAGGCAUCCCUGCCACGAGGCGAAAUCACCAACAUCUUCUACGGGAUCAAAUGUAACUCCUCUACGGCUGACUUUCUUGGAGAGACAGGCAAACGGUUGCAGACCCGAGUGGCCGAACACAUGAGGGCAGGGAGAACGAUGAAUCAACUGUCCUUGGUGGCAGAACAUUGUGUAGACUCAGAACACGCGUUUGCCUUUCAAAAUGCAGAAAUUCUCGUCCGAGGAAAUGAACGCAUAGUCAGAGAAACAAUGGAAUCCUGGCAGAUGGGGAUAACCUCCAUCAACCGUUGUGUGGCGCUCCCCACAGCUUACCAAGCCCUCCGAGCACAGCUCAACGAACGAGGUCGCAAACGUUAA